Messenger RNA from Caenorhabditis briggsae, 399 nucleotides. Lineage: Eukaryota; Metazoa; Nematoda; Chromadorea; Rhabditida; Rhabditidae. The record is from RefSeq and is a predicted model, not a curated record. The transcript has a single exon. Bases 1 to 399 code for a protein of 132 amino acids.
AUGGUGAAAGUGACAGAGACAGAGGACCCAGAUACACACAACGAUGGCAGAAUUGAGAAUGAGCACUCAGAGAAGAAAGAGAAGCUAGAGAAUGAGGUCUGCGUGAAGAAACAGAAGGAGUGCGCUCCAGUUGGAGGGUAUAGAGCUUCUCGUCUAGAAGACGGAAAAGAAGAAGAAACGGGAGCAGCCAGUGGCAGGGCACCAACCCGAAACUGCCUAUCGCCAACUACUACUGGAGGAGAGGGGAGAAAGAGAACCAACAGAUCCAGGCGGCGUGUAUGUGAGGCGCUGGGCUCCGUUGGAAGCUUAUUCUUGAAGAAUCGGCUGGUGGAGUUGUCGUCGUUUACUAGCCGAUGCUACACUGUUUCUCUCGUCCUCUUCUUCGUUUUUUCUCUGUGA